This is a messenger RNA of Oikopleura dioica, 723 nucleotides long. The record is from the annotation of a GenBank genome assembly. NCBI's taxonomy places the organism in Eukaryota, Metazoa, Chordata, Appendicularia, Copelata, Oikopleuridae.
AUGACCUUCAGUGUGUCAGUUUUUGACAAUUGCGAUGUCUGCCGCAAAGUCUUCAGGUUCAAUUUGAAAGAUUUUGGAUGCUGCGGUCAGAAAGUCUGCCCCAGCUGUUUCUAUGUGACGAUUUGGUGUCGAAAGUGCGAACUUUUUCAUCAUGAGUUCAAAAAGAAAAAUGCAAAAGGCUGCAUUAAACCCAUUGUGAGACGAAGAGGUGUACCAGAAGAAUAUUUCGACUCGCCGGUUAUUGAAAAUGAUCUCAACGAAGCUUUUCACGAGGCUUUCCAUGAGAGGCAUUGCAAAAUCAUCGAGGAUGAGUUGGACGAAGUCAUCCAUCCAGCGCCGAAACAAAAAGAAUCAGUCUUCAACGAAGAAAAGGAUGCUUCUUCUCCUCCACAAUCAAGACACGGCUCCCUUUACAACCGCAUUUACGCUUUCAUCGACAAGAACAAUCCUUUUUCUGGAGAAAGCCUUACAACUGAAAAGCCAUCCCCGAAGAAAAGAAAGAUUGACAUCAACAAUAACGACGAUUGCAUAAUCAUCGAGGAUGAUAAAUCCGAUGAACGCAUCGCUCCUGUGCCUAAACCAAAAACAUCGAUCCUCAAGAAAAGCAAGCGCGUCACUUUCUCAUCUGAUUCUCUUUCUGUUUGCUCGUUUCUCAAAGAAACUGACGAACCUAUGCGUCCAUAUCCAAAAAGAAAUCGCAGAAAAGUCAGCGCUGAUAUUUGA